UGUCGCUCGGGGAUCGUUCAUUAGAGCCAGGCUUGAGGCUCGCUUUCCUGCCCGGACUGAGGUGAGCUAAACACGGGGUGCGUUACAGUUACCGUGACAGUGGACGUCAAGAACUAGCGGAGCUUCUUUUCCACAAGGAUUCUUCUCACCCAGAUUGGCGGUUGUGAGGACAGAAAGCUACGAUGGCAGUGCUACUAAAUUCUUCCGAGCUGAACCUGGCUCGGGAUGCAGUCACAAAGGUGUCAGACUGGCAGUCUUACAGGUACGACUCUGGCAUCCAGUCUGGCGUCGGCACCGCUGCCCACUCUCUGCGGGGCACAGCAGAAGAGAGCGAUCCAGAAUACAGCAAGAAGUACACCACUACCACCACUACCACCACCUACACACAGGGGCCCAUGCCAGAUUUGGAGUCCCAGUUUGCGAUGACUCACGGUCAGCGUGUUCAGACUGCCAUGUUCCCUGAUACCGUGAUGGAAGGCACCCAAAUCCUGUCCACUCAGGUUGACCUCGGCCAGCAGACCAACAUCCAGAAGUUGGCAGAACCCUCCCAGAUGCUGAAAACGGCCAUAUUGCACCUGAUUAACUACCAGGAUGAUGCUGAGCUGGCUCUCCGCGCCGUGCCGGAGCUCACCAAACUGCUCAAUGACGAGGACCCGGUUGUGGUGAACAAGGCUGCGAUGAUCGUGAACCAGCUGGCGCGCAAGGAGGCCUCUCGCCGCGCUCUCAUGCAGUCUCCCCAGAUGGUGGCGGUGGUGGUGAGGACCAUGCAGAACACCAGCGACAUGGAGACUGCCCGCUGCACCUCCAGCAUCCUGCAUAACCUGUCCCACCACCGGGAGGGGCUGCUCGCCAUCUUCAAGUCUGGGGGCAUUCCCGCGCUCGUCCGCAUGCUCAGCUCUCCAAUGGAAUCGGUCCUUUUCUAUGCCAUCACUUCUCUUCACAACCUGCUUCUGCAUCAGGAAGGGGCCAAGAUGGCUGUGCGCCUGGCUGACGGGUUACAGAAGAUGGUACCCUUGCUGCAGAAGAGCAACCCCAAGUUCCUGGCCAUCACCACUGACUGCUUGCAGCUCCUGUCCUAUGGAAACCAGGAGAGCAAGCUGAUUAUCCUGGCCAAUGGAGGUCCGGAAGGCCUGGUGUACAUCAUGCAGCACCACAACUAUGAGAAGCUGCUCUGGACCACCAGCCGCGUGCUCAAGGUCCUGUCGGUCUGUCCCAGCAACAAGCCCGCCAUUGUCGAAGCCGGUGGCAUGCAAGCCCUGGGUAAACAUUUGAACGGAUCCAGCCCAAGGCUUGUCCAGAACUGCCUGUGGACGCUGAGAAACCUUUCAGAUGCUGCCACCAAACAGGACGGCCUGGAUGGGCUGCUGCAGGUGCUGGUGACCCAACUGAGCUCCACUGACCAGAACGUCCUCACCUGCUCCACGGGCAUCCUGUCUAACCUGACCUGCAACAACGGUCGCAACAAGGCCCUGGUCACCCAGGACAACGGGGUGGAGUCCCUGAUCCAAGCCAUCCUGCGUGCCAACGACAAGGAGGACAUCACCGAGCCCGCUGUGUGCGCCCUGCGCCACCUCACCAGCAGGCAUCCAGAUGCAGAGCUGGCCCAGAAUGCCGUGCGCAUGCACUAUGGCAUCCCCACCAUCGUCAAGCUGCUCAAUCAGCCUCACUACUGGCCUGUCAUCAAGGCUACAGUUGGAUUGAUCCGCAACCUUGCCCUCUGCCCAGCUAAUCAAGCUCCCAUCAGAGAAGCGGGUGCCAUUUCCAGCCUAGUCCAUCUGCUGGUGAAAUCUCAUCAAGAUGCCCAGCGCCAAACCACUGCCAGCUCUCAGACAUACCAGGAUGGUGUGAGAAUGGAGGAGAUCGUUGAGGGGAGCACAGGAGCCCUCCACAUUCUGGCUCGGGACCCCAUCAACAGAUCUGAGAUCAUUAGCCUCCAGACCAUCCCUCUGCUGGUGCAGAUCCUCUACUCCCCGAUAGAGAAUGUGAAGAGAGUGGCGGCCGGCGUGCUGUGCGAACUAGCUCUGGACAAGCAGGCUGCGGAAAUGAUCGACGCGGAAGGAGCCUCAGCCCCUCUGAUGGAGCUGCUGCACUCUAACAAUGAAGGCAUUGCCACCUAUGCCGCAGCUGUGCUGUUCCGUAUUUCCGAAGAUAAGAAUGCUGACUACAAAAAGAGGGUGUCUGUGGAGCUAACCCACUCUCUCUUUAAGCAUGACCCUGCUGCCUGGGAAGCUGCCCAAAACAUGAGUAUGGAAGGACAGAUAUAUGUAGAGGAAAUUGAUCCUGGCUUUCAGCAGUGCAGAACCUAUAAUGCAGACAUGGACGGCAUGAUGGAGUCUGACAUGCAUGAUGUGGUUGAUGGAGACUACCAAGCUGACGUUGGCUAUGAUCUCAUGAUGAGACAGCAAUACCGUGACCGCUAUACCCAUGCAUAGAGCUUCAGCACCACAGCGGAAAGCAACAGACUUACCAUGUAACGGACAUUGAACUUCAGAGCAAAGGACUGGGAGUAGACUGUGAGAAACUGCAGUGCCUGGGACAAACCCUUUCUAUGGCAAUGGUCAAAACAAGAUGUUUUUAAACAAUGUUAUGCUGUCUUGUAUUAUAAAGGCUUUAAACAGAUUUUAUUAUUUUAUUUUUAAGUACUGUGGAUUUUAAAAAAAAAAGGUCAUUUAUUUGGUUUUGUAGAUAACUCAAGUACUCAAAUGCAUUUUUUUUUUCUAAAGAUUAAAAACUUUUUAAAGUUUACGCAGCUUUUCCUUUUUCAGAUUUAACAAUUGUUGGCCAUUUAUUUUUUUCAUGCAAUCUGCUUUGUCAGUUUGUAGAGGUUUAGUGUGGGGGGGGUCAAAAUGGAAGCUAUCUAUGAAAUGAUUUUAUCCUCACAGAUCAUGAUUUCUUUUUUAAUAUUCCUCCAAGGCAAAUGAUAAACUAUAAUACUUGUAAAAUAAGAUUUAUGGUUGCUUAAAGGUUUUUGGUUUUUUUUGAGAGUUUCUGCCAAAGAUUGUUUUUAGAGCAUUCGGUUCCCAUUUUUUUUUUUUUUUUUUUUUUUUUAAGCUGAUGUGCAAUUUUACUGUAAUACAAAUGGGGAUGGGGGCUGAAGUGUCAUUUUAAAUCUACUUUAUUCUUCAUCUAUCCAGCUGAUUUAAACACUGGCCUCCAAGUGUAGCCCAUAUUCCCUUUUCUUUCAGUUAUGUUUCCUUUUGUCUUCGGUUGGUUUAGCAGGUUCACCUAUCAUUGCUUUUUGUUUUUCAAGAUUUAUCAGUUUUUAUUAGUCUGUGAAACCUGCCUCCACUGUGGCUUUCUGAUUUAAAUCACCUCCCGUCCCUCUCCUUGGAGUAGCUUAGCAACUUACCCUACUUGUAACCCACAUGUUGCCCCAAUUUGUUUAAAAUUCUGGAUUUUUCUAUAUGCAGAAAUAAUUGACUUAUUAACGAUGUACGUUUGUUUUUUUGCCGUUUACACCUAAUUUUAAGAGCAACGGGGGGGGGGGGAUUAACAUUUUGCAAAGCUAAAUAUGAAUGUCAAAUGUAAUCUUUGUGCCUCUUGUUUUUUUUUUUUGUAACUUGCUUUAUCAUGGUGUGCUGUUUUUCACUUUGCUUUUUUUAUUUUGAAAGGUGAGGGGAGGGCGCUAAUUUAGUUAAGGCAAUUUGUAAACCAUAUAAUGCAGUGAUGCAGAACAUGAGUAAGUAGGGUAUGAAAUUGAAUGUUUCCUACUAUUAAGAAUUUUUUUUUUUUUUUUGUAUAGACCAUAACCUAAAAAUAAAUUUUAGAAAAAUAAUG
Polyodon spathula (Mississippi paddlefish) is the source of this 3777-nucleotide messenger RNA. RefSeq names its product junction plakoglobin-like. Gene Ontology annotation, biological process: positive regulation of transcription by RNA polymerase II; cell adhesion. The transcript is spliced from 16 exons. Bases 183 to 2432 code for a protein of 749 amino acids. Gene Ontology annotation, cellular component: adherens junction; catenin complex. Gene Ontology annotation, molecular function: alpha-catenin binding; cadherin binding; protein phosphatase binding. The record is from RefSeq and is a predicted model, not a curated record. NCBI's taxonomy places the organism in Eukaryota, Metazoa, Chordata, Actinopteri, Acipenseriformes, Polyodontidae.